AUGGCAUUGAGCCAGGGGGCAAGGCCCACGCUCCUCGUUUACACGCGGAGACCGGGCGGGGAGAAGCACCCCCGUGGCCGCCCCGCGCACCUUCCUGCGGCCCACAUGCAGCCGGGAAGGGCGAUGGAGGAUGCGAGGAGCGGAGCCCGGGAUGGGAUGGCCGACGGCGGGCUCCUUCCGGCUGACCGUCCCCACAGGGAGGGACACCCAUCGAGCGGCGCCACGGCCGCUCAGCACGGGGUCACCUGCGCUCACGGGCCUCUGCCGCCGGAGGGCCCGCCGAGCGCUCGCCCCCACCAGCGGGUGGGCAGUCGAGCCAGGGGACGGCCAGCGGACAACGGCGCUGCAGGUGCGCGUUCGAGAAGAAAAGGCCGUCGAGGGGAGGAGAGGACGCGGCGCCGCGCGCACCAGAGACCGCGGCAGCGGGCCAAGGAGAGAGAGCGAUGGUGGGCCCCGGUAGCCGCGACCCCGUGGCCGAGGAAGGGCAGAGAGGGCGCACUCUCUGCUGGUGUCGCCCAUUACGGCGAGGCGAGCGGGCCCCCAUGGACCAUGGAGAGGGGGGUGCAGGGCGCCCCUCCCCAGCGCCGCACGGUUAAACCCCGCGGCGCGCAGCGGGACAACGAUGGCAACGGAGGAGCGCAGCCGGUGGCAACGGGACAACCACUGCAGGGGAUCAGUGGGAGUAGCUGCUCCCCCCCCCUCAGUGGCACCCCACAUGGCCACUGCCCGGCAUGCCUGCCGCCACCGGCACCGGCACCGCAGCCACCAACGGUGGGCCGCACCGAGCCGCCGGAGUCUUUAAACCACCAUCUGGCCCUGCUGGCCCCUUUCGGCAAACCCGUAGCGUUUCACGACGCCGAGGGAAAAAAACUGGGGGAACCGCCGAGGCGCGGAGCACUAGGUACCUGGCCCCAGGGCGAGGGAAACUACCUGCAUGGCCCCGCCGGGGUGUCUCCCCUACUGCUGCCUUUGGGGGAGCGUGCACCGGCGGGGGCACGCCCAACAUCUGCCGCCACCGCUGCCACGUCCUUCUUGGAGCCCGGGGUUUCCCUCAGUAGCCCGGUGCUGCGCGCCCAAGAGGACCGCCGUGGCUCGGCGCCCCCCAGCCACCCAGCUCCCUUGCCCUUUCCACCUCGGCCGCGGAUGGGUGCCACGGCCAGACGGCCGGCCGUCGCUCGACAGGCGAAGCAGCGAGGGAAGGGAUGGGCGCGCCUCCAGGAAGGGGCCGUGCCGAGCACCCCUCCCUCCUGA
This is a messenger RNA of Agelaius phoeniceus (red-winged blackbird), 1251 nucleotides long. The record is from RefSeq and is a predicted model, not a curated record. Lineage: Eukaryota; Metazoa; Chordata; Aves; Passeriformes; Icteridae.